Messenger RNA from Bufo bufo (common toad), 973 nucleotides. It is a transcript of the gene PROK2, whose product is annotated as prokineticin 2. The record is from RefSeq and is a predicted model, not a curated record. The transcript is spliced from 3 exons. Lineage: Eukaryota; Metazoa; Chordata; Amphibia; Anura; Bufonidae. Bases 1 to 333 code for a protein of 110 amino acids.
AUGAGAAAAGUACAGUUGCUGUCCCUCCUGUUUGGUGCUUUACUGCUUCUAAAGUCUGGAGAAGGUGCAGUCAUCACUGGGGCCUGUGAAAGGGAUCUACAGUGUGGAGGAGGGAUGUGCUGCGCCAUCAGCCUCUGGAUAAGAAGCUUACGGAUGUGCACUCCUCUCGGUAAUGAAGGAGAUGACUGCCAUCCAUUAAGCCAUAAAACUCCUUUUUUGGGAAAGAGAAUGCAUCACACUUGUCCAUGUCUACCGAACCUGAGCUGCACCAGGCUGGAUGACGCCACCUAUAAAUGCCUGCCCUUCCUAAACAGCAACGAUAUUUACUUCUAGGAGAUUCCAGCCAAUGUCAGCCGUGAAGAAAUGUGAUGGUGAAGGACGGAUGUCUACCGCCGAACAAUUGUUCUGCAAACUUCUCUCCAUGUUGAAGCCUAAAGACGCAUUAGACUAGCUAGACCUCAUGUAUGACAUCACGUUCUUGUCGCUUAUAGCAACCAAUCAGAGUUCAGUAUUUAUGUUGAAAACACACUAGAAAUAUGAACAACCCCUGACUGGUUUCUAUGGGCAUCAAGGCAGCCAUUCCCUGUGGCCAUCUGACUGAUCGUAGAUGGUCACCAAAGCUCCACUACAGGGUGUCCAGUAAACCCAAUGCCCCGUUGAGGUAUAAGAAGGGUCAAAUCACUUAAAGGGGAAACCCCAGUCAAAAACAAUCUGGCAUAGAUAUAUGUGAGAAGAUCACAUUGGAGACAUCUACAAGGUCGGGCCACCACUGAUUUCCAGAAAGGAAUAUAAUUUAUUAACUGUGAACCCCUUCGGCACUGCUCGGAGAUUUAUGUUGAAAUCCAGCAGAACGUUGUAUAUCAAAUUCACUGAUCUGAUUGGUCCUUUGCUUAAAGGGGAUUUCUGGGACUGUAAUAUUUGCCUCUUGAUAGGUCAUCAAUAUCAGAUUAGUGAGGGUCUGACUCCCGACACC